This is a messenger RNA of Daktulosphaira vitifoliae (grape phylloxera), 1870 nucleotides long. RefSeq names its product protein SHQ1 homolog. The coding region runs from base 395 to 1744 and encodes 449 amino acids. The record is from RefSeq and is a predicted model, not a curated record. NCBI's taxonomy places the organism in Eukaryota, Metazoa, Arthropoda, Insecta, Hemiptera, Phylloxeridae. The transcript is spliced from 2 exons. Gene Ontology annotation, biological process: box H/ACA snoRNP assembly. Gene Ontology annotation, cellular component: nucleoplasm; cytoplasm.
UGAUGUAUUAAAAUAAUUUAUGUCAAUAAUUAUGUUUAUAUACGGAAUUUCAUAAUAUUUAUGCUACAGCAGAUUUAAUAAUGAAAUAAAUUAAAAGAAUUUUUGCGCUCAUAUAUAUGGUUGCACUGAUUUCACUUCUCCAAUCAAAAAACCGUUUUGUUAUCGGGCCAAGUGAACUAUCUGUUUUCAUAUAGUCUGUGGUUCUAUGAUAAUGUGUGCUCUUUAUCAGAUUUUUAUAGAAAUUGAUAAUCAUAUUUCUACAUUUGUAAUUUUUUUUAUGUUAAUGUAAUGUUUAAUGUUAAAUAGAUCAAUUAAUUAAUAAGUGAAAAAUAUUUCAAUUGACAUUUUUCUUCGUCUUAUAAUUAUACCAUAAAAUUAGGUAUAAAGUUUCAAAAUGAUAACACCCAAUUUUGAAUUAAGCCAAACAUAUGAUCAUUUGAUAGUUAAAAUUAAAGCUAGAUUUGCUAAUGUAGCCAAUACUGAAACAGACAUCAAUGAAGAUCAAUUUAUAUUUUAUUCUUCACCUUACUAUUUACGUCUACAUUUACCUGGAGAAAUUGUUGAAAAUGAUUCUUCAACAGGUUCUUAUGAUUGGGAUUCUUAUACUUUUACUUUUAAAUUAAGUAAAGUAAAUCCUGGAAAAAUUUUUCCAGAUUUAAAUCUUAUCAACAAAUUUCUUAUUCCAAAAAAAAAAUUAACAACUGGUACAUCUAUUGAAAUAAUAGGAGAAUGUUCUAAUAAUGAAACGGAUGAUGAUAUAAAUUGUGAUUUUUUUCAAAAACCUCUGUCUGACGAUAACAAUAGUAGUAUGAAGUAUGGAUUUGCAAAUCAAACAGAAAAUGCAUUUAGAUAUUUUAAUGAUGAAUUUUUUGAAAUCAUUGAAUUAAAAAACCCUGAUGAAGUAAGUUUCAAAAAUAGAAAGUCAUUGCAGUUUAAAAAAGAAUUAUCUGAUUUUUCUGAAGAUCAUUAUUUAGCUGAUUUAAUGACAGAACCUGAUGAAUUAAAAGAAAUCAUGAAUUUUCAACCAUUUUGGCUAGAAAAUCUUUUAACUUUGGCUGAAUCUGAAAAAAGUAUACUUACACAAUUUGGCAAUAAAGAGUAUUUACUUAAUCAAGAAGAUAAAAAAUCAGCUAUUUUAUCCUUAGUUGAUAUUAUUUAUGCAUACUGUUACAAUUGUCGUGUGUUCAUGGGUGAAGAAAGUUGUGAGUCAAGCUGGUUAAUCAAUAAAUUAUCAUCAACUCUGUCAUGGUUCAGAAGUUUUGAUACAUUUAAUGAAACAAUUAUUUCUUGUUUGAGACGUAGUUUAUGUUAUCCUUUAUAUAGAAAUUGGGAAUUGAGUAAUUUAGUUUUAACAGAUGUUCAAAAAGUUUUUGAAAAUGGUUAUGUAUGCUUACUGAAAUGCUUAUUAAAUAUUUACAAAAUGUUUAAUUCUGAUGAACCUAGAUAUAUUUUAAAUCAAUUAUACAUUAAAGAUUAUUGUAUAUGGAUUCAACAGUUAAAUAGCAAACACUUUAAAUACAUUACCAAAUUAUUUGAUGAACAAAAUAUUUUUAAACAAUAUUUAGAACUUGAUUUGGAUUUGUUGGAAAUGGCAGCUCUGAGUGUACUAGAAGAUAAGAAAAUAAUAGAAGAAACUUUAAAAAAUAAUGAUCAUAGUAUAGAAGCCAAGCUGGAAAAAUUGCAAAUUUCAAGUUCAGAAAGUAACUUAGAUUCUGAUGAUUAUAGCAGUGAUGAAACGGAAUAGUUAUAAGUCUUAUACAAUGUAUAAAUUGUAUAAUGUAUUACGCAUCAAUAAACAUUGUAAAAAAGCAUAAAUAAUUUGUGGUUGAAGACAAAAUAUAAAUUCUUGCCAUGUCAAGAUCAUCAUACA